CUCGUCACUUCAGAAAGUUGUUGGAGUUGGCCAUCCAUGGAAGCUCCUCACUUCAGAUUUUGUGUUUGGAGUUCGCCAUCCCUUUAUUGUAUCUAUUUUAGACUCAUCAACUUGAAUCCCCUCACUUGAGAUAAUAAAGCCUAAGAAAACUAGUUUUGUUUCAAGGAAUACACACUUUUUCAAGUUAACAUAGAGCUCAUUUUCCUUCAAUACAUCCAUCACCUUUUUGACAUGUUCAAAAUGUUCCUCCAUAUUUUUGCUAUAGAUCAAUAUGUCGUCAAAAUAGACAACUACAAACUGUGACAAAAAUGGAUGAAGAACCUUCAUUAGGCCCAUGAAAGUACUAGGAGCAUUAGAAAGUCCAAAUGGCAUAACUACCCAUUUAUACAACCCCUCUUUUGUCUUGAAUGCAGUUUUCCAUUCAUCACCAGGUCUAAUUCGUAUUUGGUGAUAUCCGCUUCUUAGAUCAAGCUUCGAAAACACCUUGGCUCCACUGAGUUGGUUAAGCAUGUCAUCCAUUCGUGGGAUAGGAAAUCUGUACCUUGUAGUGAUUUUAUUGAUAGCCCUACUAGAUACGCACGUCCGCCAAGAUCCAUCAUUGCCAAGAUCCAUCAUUCUUUGGCGUGAGUAGUGCUGGCACAGCGUAUGGACUUAUGCUUUCUCUAACAUGUCCCUUACGCAAUAACUCUUCUACUUCUCCCUUAGAAGUGCAUGCUCUUUUGGGCUCAUCCUAGAGUGUGGUAGGUUGGGAAGACUAGCACCUAGAACAAAAUCUUUUUGAUGUUGAGGCUCUCCAAGUGUGCUUUGGUAUUCAGAUAACAGACUUCGCAUCUCCACUGGAAUUUCUUUUGUUGGUUGCUCAUCUCCUUUGACGACUAAUGCGACACAUAAUUUUGAUUUCUUCAAGUCUUGAGCAAAUUCUUUUGGAUUUUGAGUAAUGGUUAACAUACACUCCUCCUCUACUUCAGAGGCAUUAUUAGUAGUCUUGUUUGGAAGUCUAAUGAUUUUUCGUUUGUUCCAAAUGAAAGAAUUCCAAUUGUCUCUUCCUUUAUGUGUGGUGUUCACAUCAUAUUGCCAGGGUCUUCCAAGAAGAACAUGACAUGCAUCUAUAUCAACUACACCACAUAGAACAUUUGAUCGAUAAUACUUACCCAAAGAAAGUGGUAACCAACAAUGUUGGGUGAUCUUGAUUUUCACUCUUUUCUUGAGCCAUCCGAUAGUAUAUGGAUUCGGGUGAUCAUGUGUCUUAAGAUUUAAGUGUUUAACCAUGUUUUCAAAAAGCCAAAUUCUCAUAGCUGCAACUAUCAAUUACCAACUUGCAUACUUUUCCAUUCACAGUGCAUUUGCUUUCGAAUAUCCUCUUUUGUUGUGUCUCUUCAGGUUGCAUGGUUGAGCAUAAAAGGCGUUUGACCACACAUACUAUUUCUUCUCCCUCUUCUUCACAUAGUUCGGGUUCACCUUCACUUUUAUAGUUGUCAACCUCUUCUUUACUUUCAUCACGACAAGUGGUGUUGACAAACUUCCUUCUUGGACAGUUGCUUGAUAUGUGUCCCUCUUCGCGGUACUGGUAACACUUGAUCGUAUUAGAUGGUUGCUUAUCAUUAUUUUUGCUAGAAGAUGGUGCCUUUUCAUCUUUCUUUGCUUUAGAUGGAAUAAACUUCCCCUCUUGUUGGCGUGGAGAACUUUUUGAUAUACUUUCUGGGCGAGAAUAAGAUGCGGCUUUAUAAGACUUCUUGGUCUUUAUAUAUCUCUCAGCUUUCAAGGCAAGAGUUUGAACUUCAUCUAUUGACCAAAUUUGUUGUAUGCCAAGACGUUCUUGGAUAGAAUCAUUGAGACCAUUGAUAUACCUUGUGACUUGUUGGUCUUCAUUUUCAAAAAGAUUGCACCUUACUUGUAAUGUUAAGAACUCUUAUGUAUAAUCAGAAACAAAUUUAUUACCUUGAACACAGUUAUGGAAUUGUAAGUACAAGAGUUGUUCAUAAUCCGCAGGCAAGAACCUAGCCUUUAGAAGUGCUUUCAUUUGUGGCCAAUAUCUUUCACGAUUUUUACCUCUCAAACGAAGCUCUUCUUGAUGACGAUUCCACCAAGCUCCAGCACCUCCUUUCAAUUUAUAUGCAACCAAUGGUACUUGACGAUCUGGAGGGAUGUUCAUAAUCUCAAAGAAUGGCUCCACCUCAUAGAUCCAAUCAAGAAACCCUUCAAUGUUUACAUUACCAUUGAAAGUUGGGAUUUCAACCUUAAUCUUGUACAUAUCUCCACCAUUUGCAUGACCUCUUCUUGGUUGUGCAUAAAGAUCAUGUUCCUCCACAUCAUCUUCCUCUUCCACAUAUUGAGCUCGAUGUUGUCUCCAAUUUCUAGCGACACCUUCUUGAUUGUUUCUCACUAAUACAACAAGUUCUUCAAACUUCCUAGUGAGUUCUUCACGAAGAGUAGCGAUUUGUUGAUCCAAUCUUUCUUCUAGAUUAUCCAAAUUGCUCUAAUACCAAACUGAUGUAGCACAAUGUUUAGAGGAACUCUCUAAUGCGCUAAAUAAAGCAAACCACACAAUUUGUUGGAGGAACAAGUUCAACGUGUUGUAAGUUAACGCUUUAAAGACAAUCCGAAUCCACGGAUAGCAAGAUCCAAAGCCCUUAAAAUACAAGAUCUAAUCCAAGAUCUUAAAAGAAAACAUGAAGUUUCAUUAAUAAAAAGAGUUGAACUAAUAACUACAUAGCUAGAGGUCAUUGCCUCUAUUUAUAGGCUUUAAAAGCCUUUGUACAACUCAUUGACAACUCAUACACAACCCAUUGACAACUCACAACUCAUUGACAACUCAUAGUUGACAACUCAGUUUCUUAAUAGCUAAGUAUUCUAGAAUUAUGUAAAAGAUAAACUUGACAACUAGUAGCAAAAUUCAAAUUGACUUUCUCUUUCUAUAAGUUGCAAAAUUGAUUUUUGAUUCAUGAAGGUUCUGGACUAGGUUUAGAAUUUUAAUGUUCCUCAUCAGUUGGUAAGUUGAAUUAUCUCACAGUGACCAUGCUUGAUAUUUCCUAUCCUGUGAGUGUUGUAAGUGUGUUUAUGUAUUCUCACUAUAAUAGUCAUUGGGAUGCAAUUGUUCACAUUCUAUGAUAUAUAGAGUCAGCUCUAGGUAAAGUAGUAAUCUUCGAGGAUCGGGGUCAUGAGCAGAUCGUUGGAUACACAGAUGUUGAUCGAGCGGGAGCAUCUUGUGAUAAACGUUCUACAUUCGGAUAUUGUGUUUUAGUAGGUGGUAAUUUGGUGUCCUAAAAGAGUAAAAACAGAGUGUGGUUGCUCUAUCUAGUGCAGAAGCAAAAUAUCGAGCAAUGACUGUAGCAACUUGUGAGCUAGUUUGGAUCAAACAAUUGUUGAGAAGACUAAAAUAUGGAGAAAUUGGUCAGAUGGGAACAUGAAUAACUUAUAGAAUCCUACUUGAGAAAAGGAUUGCAAUGCAGUGUCCUAGUUGGAAAAUGUUUAUAGCAUAGUGUCUAUAAUUAGGGUCUUCGUGUAAUAGUGUAGAACAACAAUUUAAUAAUAUUCUUCUAUUGUAUUUCUAACAAUUAAAAAUGGAUAGAUAACAUACAUACAAAUUGUUCACUUGGGUAUCUGAGACUUUGAGAACAUUGAAAAAUGGAAAUUGUUAUUCAAGAUGGUUGUUUAUGAACACCAAAUUUUAGAAAAUUUUUACUUGUAAUGGAAACGCUAUUCCCUUUUGUUUCUUCUUGACUUUACCUCCCACCACUGACCAGCUUUGCUUUGCUCUUCUUCUUCUUCCCCUCAAAAUUUACCCCUAGCCAUACCCAGCUUUAUUUUCUUUGAGAUUUUGAGUUGAAGACCUAACACAGCUAUAAACCAAGUCUGAUUACUUUUUCUGAUGUGUUCAGUGUGACAUCUAUUCAUAAACCAGAAUAAAGGGAAUGCUGGCACAUGUUACAACCAAAAAAGUAGUCAUUACAAGCUAUGUAAUGAGCUUAAUGAGUUAACAAGGGCAGAACCAUCAUUUACAUCUUUGGGAGUCAUGUUGCACCAAAAGUCUAAGCAAAGAUAUACAACUAUUCUUGAUGUUAAGUAGAGUCUUCUGUGUUUCUGAUCGUUGUGCUUUUGCUUCCAAACGACCAACCAAAUCACAGCUGGAAUUCUGUUCCAGACGGCGUGUGGGGUCUUCUGUAUAUUAUUUCUGUGCCCUCUUUGAAGGAGCCAUAGAGUGGAUUAAUUGAGCCAAGAGUGCACUACUUUAGUCCCGUGAUGUUGACAAAUCCCAUUGCUGAAAUGUGAACUUGCAAUGGAGAAAGACAUGGUUGUUAUCCUCUUCCUUCUCUUUUCAAAGACUACAUCUGUUACACAAAUGGAAACCCUUUGCGCUGUAGCUUGUAAAGGAUAAGACAUCAAUAUGUAGAAUAUCCUUUUUUUAGAUUCUAAUGUAGGAUACUUUUUAGAUCUUCUAUGUUUGAAACGAAUUAAUCCUCCGGUGUUGUAACUCAGGUACAAUGACAUUGCUAAACAUGGGUUUUUUGCUUCGGAGAAUUAUGGGGCUACUGAUACAAAGUUAGCUGAUCAAAAGGAGUCCCAAACUUCGCAAAACACAGUUCAUAGGGAAAAAUCAGCUGAUCUUGAAGGGGCCAUGAUCAGUAUAGCAGAGCAACUUUAUUCGGUCCUCUUGCUGACUUUCUUCUUUGUGCAGGUUUAUGUUACUGGAUUUAUCCCCUAUAUCGGGAAAGCUCUAAAUUUUAUGCUUCUGUCGUGGUUGUAUGCAUACUAUUGUUUUGAGUAUAAGUGGAAUCUGUCUGGACUAAGCUUAGACAAGAGGCUUGACUUAUUUGAAUCAAAUUGGGCAUUUUUUGCUGGUUUUGGAAAUCCCUGCGUCCUGGCAAUAUUUUUCUUCUCUCCACUAGUGAGCUGUGGGGUUAUGGCUAUAUUGUUUCCACUGUUUGUUUUGACCGCAACAGGCUCGGAAGCUGGCAAAAUAGUUGCCUUACCUAGAAGAAAAUGGAGAGGUGCUGGAUUGGGAAGGGUACCAAUAUUUUUCAUUGCCGAUUACAUGUCAAUGCGAGUCUUGAAACUCUUUUCUCUUAAAUCACGUGAGCAAAUGAAAGAAAAGGCACUCUGAAAUAGAACUAACAUGUCUGAUCUACUGCCAUCACUCCAUAUCCAUGCACAAGCUGUAUUUUAUUUAUGAAAUUUGCAUUGGUAUGAGUCAAAUAAUGUUCCUAAUUCAUCCAUGAUCACAAUAUGGACACGUCUUCAUAAUUUAUCAUUCUUUAGGGCAGGGAGUAAGUAAAUCCAAAUGUGCUGCAAUCACAAAUGGAUGAUAACAACUGGUGGUAUUUUUUCUGCAUCUAUGUACAUAGUAAUUGGUUUGGUCUUUCAUUCAUAUGAACAAUUUUCCAUGUACAACGUUAUCAAAAAGGCUCAGUGAGGAGAGAUGUUUCUUCAA
Molecule: messenger RNA, 5428 nt
Organism: Capsicum annuum
Lineage: Eukaryota; Viridiplantae; Streptophyta; Magnoliopsida; Solanales; Solanaceae
Product: protein EI24 homolog
Exons: 7
Coding region: 4616-5101 (161 amino acids)
Biological process (GO): macroautophagy
Cellular component (GO): endoplasmic reticulum
Source: RefSeq, a predicted model, not a curated record